This is a messenger RNA of Selaginella moellendorffii, 1257 nucleotides long. RefSeq names its product pentatricopeptide repeat-containing protein At4g33170-like. NCBI's taxonomy places the organism in Eukaryota, Viridiplantae, Streptophyta, Lycopodiopsida, Selaginellales, Selaginellaceae. The record is from RefSeq and is a predicted model, not a curated record. Gene Ontology annotation, biological process: RNA modification. Gene Ontology annotation, molecular function: protein binding; RNA binding. The transcript has a single exon. Bases 1 to 1257 code for a protein of 418 amino acids.
AUGCUGUCCAGGACUUCGCUGGAUCCUAAAGUUCUCACAGCCGAUACGAAAACUUAUGCUAGUACCGGCAACGCUCAUCAGCUCGAGAGAAGCGCUUGCCUCGCGGCGCUAAAGUCGUGCUCCAGAGCUAGAGACGUCGAAAGUGGCCGGCAAAUCCACGCGAACGCGAGAGAAAGUGGUGUGGAUUCGGACUCUCACGUAGCCAGUAGCUUGGUGGCGAUGUACAUGAAGUGUGGGAGCGUGGUGGAAGCACAGCAGGCCUUCGACAGAAUUCCUCGCCCCGACGCAGUGUGCUGGAACGCUUUGAUCUCGGGCUAUGCGGAGAAUGGCGAGGCCGAGGUGGCCUUGCAGCUCUUUCGAUCGAUGCAACAGUGCUGCGGAGCAAACCCUCGAACUUUUGCCGCUGCGCUCGCUGCGUGCUCCACUCUCGCAGCUGCCGAAGAAGGCCGGAAAGUUGAUGGGAGGAUGGUGAAAGUUUUUUCGCUGCAACGAGGCAUGGAAGUUCAUCGUCAGGCCGAGGCUGCGAUGGGAAUAGAUGCUAUCCAUCGCAACGUCUACGUGGGGAAUGCUCUCAUCGACAUGUACGUGAAGUGCCGGAGCAUGGUGCGUGCUCAAGAGGUUUUCGACAGGAUGAAAACUCGGGAUGUGGUCUCGUGGAACGUAUUGAUGCUCGGCUACGCACAGAGUGGUGAGAACGAGGAGCUAGCUCUCGAGAUGUUUACGAAGAUGGUGUCGUCCCGAGGCUGUCAGCUCGAUAGCUGGAGUGUUGUCGCUGCUCUCAAGGCCUGUAGCAAUCUCGCAGCCAAGGAAGAAGCUCGGAAUGCACAGGAGAAGCUCAGGUUUCUAGUCACGGGUGUGGCGAUCCACGACACAGCCGAGAGACUGGGAUGUGACUCAAACAUAUUCGUGGCCAACGCUCUUCUCAACAUGUACGCAAACUGUGGAAGCAUGGUGGAUGCGAGGAGAGUUUUCGAUAAGAUGCAGCGCUGGGAUGUGGUUUCCUGGAACACGAUCAUCCUGGGCUAUGCUGAGAACGAUGAGGGAAAGAUGGCCCUUCAACUCUUUGGAGAUUUGCUACACUCUCGGUGCUGCGUACAGGACAGGCUGACUUUGGUGGCUGCGCUUAAGGCUUGUUGUACCCUCUCGACUCAAGAACAGGGAAGGCAAGUCGAUGGGAUCGUGAGGCAAGAUCGUGAAGCUGAGUUCGCUGGAAGCAGGAAUGGCGGUACACUCGCUGGUAUCAGAGCGAGGCUUUGA